AUGAUUAUUCCUGAGACCUUGCAAAGGAAGCAAGUAGCGCGUGUGUUGAAGGCCAAGCCGAGACCCAGAGAAGGCUCUGCACAGCCAGUCAGACUGACCAGCUGCAUCUUCAAGAGUCUGAUCACUCGAGUCUCUGCCCACCUGGGCAAUGUGGUUCAACACUUGCUGACAGAGGGGUACCUGGAGAAGCCCCAGCAGGUCUGUGCACUCAGGCUACUGCAGGGGCUCUGCGCCAGCAGCAACGAGGGAGAGCCUUUACCCACUUUGGAAUUUGCAAACUCCUGGAAGAUGACAGCACCAGCAAUCCCAAGCAGAUCCCCAGGUCCGGUUGGUGCUGGGGGUCUGCAGUCCAGGCCUAAGCCUACCCCUGAGCCAUCCUCCAAGGUGGUAGUGGUGAUUCCACCAGCAGAUCUGGGUGUCUCCUGGCCUCUCUCCAGCUGGCAGGUAACUCCUGAGGACAUCAAAAGGCAGACAAGGAAAGUGAAGGAGCUGAGGAGGAGACUGGCUGAGGCCCUGCAGGCAGACAAGAUCAUCAGAGAGAAAGAGAAGGUCUUGAGUUGUUGGAUAAAAUUGGAGAGUUUCCCUGCCAAGCGUGCACAUUACCAAGGCUUGGUUAUCAAUGCAAAGAUGAUAAAAUGGCCUACUGAAUUCAAGGAGGUAUGGUUCCAUGAGAAGAAUUUGAAACAGAAGGAG
Oryctolagus cuniculus (rabbit) is the source of this 693-nucleotide messenger RNA. Lineage: Eukaryota; Metazoa; Chordata; Mammalia; Lagomorpha; Leporidae. The record is from RefSeq and is a predicted model, not a curated record.